Messenger RNA from Tribolium madens (black flour beetle), 1895 nucleotides. RefSeq names its product tRNA pseudouridine synthase-like 1. The transcript has 5 exons. Gene Ontology annotation, molecular function: RNA binding; pseudouridine synthase activity. Gene Ontology annotation, biological process: tRNA pseudouridine synthesis. The record is from RefSeq and is a predicted model, not a curated record. The coding region runs from base 954 to 1895 and encodes 313 amino acids. NCBI's taxonomy places the organism in Eukaryota, Metazoa, Arthropoda, Insecta, Coleoptera, Tenebrionidae.
UCGAUUUAACCUCAAUGUUACAUAACCUCACAUUUGAAAAAAAAGCGAUUUUUUUCACAAAAUUGGACCUGGAUGGCCAUUUGCUGCACGUUUCAUACAUUGGGGCCCCUUUCUUGUGCUAUUUACAAAAAUAAUUACUACAUAAUCACUAAAAACAGCUUUAUUUGUGACAUAACCUCACAUUCACAAGAAGCUGUUAUUUACGAAAAUACCUCUGAACUGCGACUUUUUGCACAUUUCGUGUAUCGGGGCCCUCUUUCACGUAUUAGUUCACUCAUAAUUGGUAUUCAGUCGUUAGAAACAACAUUUUAUUUGACACAACCUCACAUUAAUUAAAACGCGAUGUUUUUACAAAAAUGGCCCUGAUUCGCUAAUUGCUGCUCAUUUCGUACAUCAGGGCCCCCUUCAUGUGUCAGUUUAAGUCAUAACUGGGGCCUAAUCAUCGUUAUCAACUUUUUAAUUGUGACAUAACAUCACAUUUAAAAAAAAACAAAUUGCUGUUGCACGUUUCAUACAACGAGGCCCCCUUCGUGUGUUAUUUUCAAUACUAAUUGCUACCUAAUCGUUAAAAACAGCUUUAUUUCUGUGACAUAACCUCAAUGUUAAAUUACAUUUGCGAAAAAAAGGGAUGUUUUGGGCCCCAAUUGCUUCUUGCUGCACAUUUUGUACAUCAAGGCCCCCUUCAUGUGUCAGUCUGAGUCAUAAUUGGGACCCAAUCAUCGUUAUCCAACUUUUUAUUUGUGACAUAACCUCAAUGUUACAUAACCUUACAAACAUUUAAACGCGAUGUUUUUCACAAAAAUGACCCUGAAUCGCUGUUUGCGGCACAUUUCGCACAUAGGGGCCUCCUUCGCGAGUUAGUUUGAGUCAUAAUUGGGGCCCAAUCAUCGUUAUUGACUUUUUAUUUGUGACAUAACCUCAAUGUUACAUAACCUCACAUGUGACAAAACGCGAUGUUUUUCACGAAAAUGGCCCUGAACCGCUACUUGUUGCACUUUUCUUACAUCGGGACGCCUUUUAAGGGGGCUCAGAGACAAGUCACCGGGAGGUUUCCCCGUCCUGAUGACCCGUCCACCGUGCAGGGGCAGCUCGAGAUGGCCUUGAAACAGCUAAACCCGACUAAUGACCCUGCGGUUUUCCUGUCUAGCAGGACCGAUUCUGGGGUCCACGCGUUGAAUUCCACGUGUCAUGUGGAUCUCUACCGGGCGAAUGGGCUCGAGUAUGAACCCAAGACGAUCACGAUUUGUCUUAAUCGGUUUUUCACCAAAAAUGAGGUCCCAAUUAGGGUGAUUAAGACGUUUUGGGUGCCCCCCGAUUUCCACUGUCGACAUACCCCCAUCUCGCGCACUUAUCUCUACCGGAUAGCCACCGCAAAGACCGAAAUAUUAGAAAACGCGACUUUAUUCAAUUUAUUACCAAUUGAGGAGUACCAACGGUGUUUAUUCAUCUAUUGCGACUCUUUCAAUAUUGACGAAAUGAGACAAGGGGCGAAAUUGUUCGAAGGAAUGCACGAUUUUCGGACCUUUAUGGGGCGCGGAUCACACGAGCUUGAUAAAAUCACCCGGAGAUUUGUCAAUCGGGUUGAGAUUUGCGACGGGGGGCCCUCAACUUAUAGUCCCUACAGUUGGCCCCCCGUGGCGACAGGGACCCGCGAGAAUUACCAGUUUUACAAUAUUUAUGUCGAAGCUACGGGUUUUCUUUACCGGCAGGUACGUCGUAUGGUGGCAUCGUUGGUAGCCCUAGCCCAAGGUAAAAUAACCCCUAAAGAGGUAAAAUUGAUGCUGGAAGUGCCCUCGCACCGCAGUUGGAACGACAGAAUAAAGACAGUCCCCGCAUACGGUCUGUAUCUUUGCGACGUCUCGUACGAUAGAUCAGUGUAUCGAGGGGGCCAAUAG